ACUCAAACCCGCUUCUCUCUCUCUCUCUCUCUGACCUUUUCUUUCUGCCCCUCAUCUUUUAUCUAUAUCAUAACAACAAGAGCCAUGGAAGAAGCAAUGAGGCAACUUAACGGUCUGACCUACUCGCCGGAACCUGACUCCAAGGACCUCAGCAGCACCGAACAACAAAAGAAAUGCAACAACAAAAGGUCCUUGAAGGAUGGUGGUGGCGGAGGUGGAACCAUGCGAUACCGAGGUGUUCGCAGACGUCCAUGGGGUCGAUAUGCUGCUGAGAUAAGAGACCCACAGUCCAAAGAAAGACGUUGGUUGGGUACAUUCGACACGGCCGAAGAGGCUGCCUGCGCCUACGACUGCGCUGCUCGUGCCAUGCGCGGUCUCAAGGCUCGAACUAACUUUGUCUACCCUAAUUCACCCCCUCACUCUUCCACUGGCCAUCUGCUCCCUCCGUUUGAUUUCUCAAGACCUUCGGCCCCGUCGACGAGGGACUUACCCACCAACAGAAACGUGGUGUGCUCUGAUUGGUCGUACUGGUCUAAUACUCGAGGAGUCGACGCUUCUGGGUUAUCUCAAAGAAACUCUUCUCCUAAUAUGCACUUCCUUCGUGACUUCCUUACAUCGUCUUCCGGUUCCUCUUGCUCGUCCGCUUCACAGUUGCAUGAUCCCUCAAUACCCUACUGCGGCUGUCCUCCUUCUGCUCCUUGUUCUUUCUUUUCUGCGACUAAUCCUCCCUUUUCUAGUGGUGUUGGCAGUGAUUUAAUCGAGUUGUCUUUGAAAGGUUCGUCUCCCGGUCUCCUCGCUGUUGAAGAUCGUCAGGAUUACACUUGGCCUGAGGCUGACACGAAAAAACCAACCGACGACAUGGAGUUCUUUCCCUCUGAGUCACCCGAUUCUGGGUUAUUACAGGAAAUUAUCAGCGGGUUUUUUCCAAAGCCCAACUCUACCGAAUCCCUCUCCUCGUCAAAGAUGUCGAAUUACAGUCGAGAGUCCUUAGUUGCUCCUGUGUCUGAAAUGAGCUUGGAUUCAUCCUUCGUUGAAAGGGAGAUUGAAAAUCAACAUUUAAGGCUAUAUUUAGAUUAUCAAAGACAAACCCAGCAGGUUGAGGUUCCUCAGGUUGGUCAGCAUUCGCAGCAGACGCCAUUCUACAAUGAAGCAUCAACAAACUUUCCUUUAAUGACUGAAGGGACGUUGGAAGAUAUUAUGCAAUAUCCAGAGCUUUUAGAUAUUUUUGCUGCUAAGUUGCAGCAGAAUGCUUGAUGUUGGAAGCGUUGGACUGUUUUCUUUUUUUCUCUCUCUCAAGGGUCAACUUGUAACAGCCUUGUUUCAUCGUAUCCAAGUCAACGGAACGGAUGAUAGAAAGCUAGAAACGAUGCCCUAUUUCUAAUUUGCAUGAAGUUGAGUCGUUUUCUUUUAUGUUUUCCGAUUGUAUCCUUGGGUGCAAUUCCUCUCUUUCCCCUUGUGUAGUUUUUGUUUCAAGUAAGGCCAUCUCUCAUGAUGUAGUCACG
Nelumbo nucifera (sacred lotus) is the source of this 1502-nucleotide messenger RNA. RefSeq names its product ethylene-responsive transcription factor ESR1-like. NCBI's taxonomy places the organism in Eukaryota, Viridiplantae, Streptophyta, Magnoliopsida, Proteales, Nelumbonaceae. The record is from RefSeq and is a predicted model, not a curated record. Gene Ontology annotation, biological process: regulation of DNA-templated transcription. Gene Ontology annotation, molecular function: DNA binding; DNA-binding transcription factor activity.